Molecule: messenger RNA, 1213 nt
Organism: Talaromyces proteolyticus
Lineage: Eukaryota; Fungi; Ascomycota; Eurotiomycetes; Eurotiales; Trichocomaceae
Product: Mss4-like protein
Exons: 1
Coding region: 84-1142 (352 amino acids)
Molecular function (GO): carbon-sulfur lyase activity
Source: RefSeq, a predicted model, not a curated record
GUUCCAUUGUUCUAAAAGCGAGUUCAUAUUUUCUUGAUAAGAUUUUAUGUCACUGAGAAUCUACAACGAUAACAUAUGAAAAGAUGGAGAGCGAAAAUAGUAUAAGUCUCAAUGCGCAGUGCUACUGCAAAUCUCUCCAUUUCACUCUCACGCUUCCCACCUCCGCUCUCCCUCUGUCAGUUCAUCUUUGCCAUUGCAGUGUUUGCCGAUAUACCCAUGGUACCAUGUGUAUUUUCCACGCUCCAUUGCCAGCGAACGUCGCUCCUCAAUUUGUCACUCCAUCGGGUCUCGACAAGCUGACAGCCUACACAUGGCCCGGGGGCAAGGGCAUACGGUAUUUUUGUUCCACGUGCGGAUGUCAUAUGGGUGAUGUCUCCCCUGACGAUGGUACGUGGGUAAUAUCCACGUCUUUCUUCGCAAAAGACGAAUCCAUUUUUCAAAUCAAGACACACGUCUUUACCGAGUCUGCUUUGGGUGGAGGUUUGAAUGAUUGGCUUCCCCAGAUUGGGAAUCGGAAAAUGAAAACAUGGAAUCCGGACGACGGCUCUGCAGUUCCUGUUCAGCCACAGAUUGAACAUGGAGCUGAUGGUCAGGAGGAUCGUCUCCGAGCUCAAUGCCAUUGCGGUGGCGUCUCGUUCACCAUUCCCCGCCCAAAUAAAGAAGUGCUAACUAAUCCUGCCAUGAAAUCAUUUGUCUCCCCGAUCGACAAAACCAAAUGGGUUGCCUGUCUCGACAUGUGUGACGACUGUCGGCUGACUACCGGGUCACACCUUGUAGCAUGGACAUUUAUCCCUUUGGAUCAAUGCGAACCGAAAAUCAAGCCGGAUCUCCUGAUAGGAACAAGCAAGACGUUCAGAUCCUCUACCGAUGUCCUCCGAUCAUUUUGCGGUCAGUGUGGGGCUACUGUAUUUUUCUCAUAUGCAAAAGAGGCCAAAAAUAUUGCGGAUGUUGCUGUUGGCAUUCUGAGAGCACCCGAGGGUGUCAAGGCGGAAAAUUGGUUGACAUGGCGGACCGGUCGUAUUGCAUGGUAUAAGAGCGGCUUGCGGUACGACGAGGCAUUAGCAAUGUCGUUGAGUCAAGGUUUGGCAGACUGGGGAAUGGUAAAGUAUGGUCAAAAUCUGGAUUUUGAGAUUGGUUCCUAGUCUCUCAGAUCAAUUUAUGUUUGAAUUUGUCAUCUAUAUGCAAAAACCCAAACAGCCAUAUUUUGUUCAUG